Messenger RNA from Brassica napus (rape), 1084 nucleotides. RefSeq lists its product as uncharacterized. The coding region runs from base 79 to 714 and encodes 211 amino acids. The transcript has 5 exons. NCBI's taxonomy places the organism in Eukaryota, Viridiplantae, Streptophyta, Magnoliopsida, Brassicales, Brassicaceae. The record is from RefSeq and is a predicted model, not a curated record.
AGCAAUCUGCGUUUCACUUUCCCAUUUCUAACUUUAGAACCCUAAUUCCGAAGUCUCUCUCCCUAAAAAUCCAAAAUCAUGGAAGUUAAUGUUCUUCCUGGAGCAGGCGUAGGACAUGUGGUUUUGUUGGUCGGUGGAGGAGCCAGAGUAACGAUUCCACCUGGCAAUGGUUUUACCAUUAUUGUCAAUCCGGUGGCCGGUGGUGCUGUGGGAGCUGCCGGUGGUGCUGUGGGAGCUGCCGGUGGUGCUAUGGGAGCUGCCGUUGCAAACGAAAACAUAGCCGCUAUCACAGCGGAUAUCGUGCAACAUUCAGUUAACAACACCCUCUCUACAACUCAGAUACUCCAUAUGCUAAGGGUUGACAACACCUUCGAAGUGCACCAAGUUUUUGUACCCGAACCUCCCGCUACAGGUCUUUUCCUUUACGCAAUGGGGAUUUCAAGAGGUUCAGACCACCACCACUACCUUAACCCCCCUCGCUACUACAGACAGCAAGUUCAGUUUGGAGCUGCAGUCGUGGUGAUGAGGCACCGUCGCAGAGUGGCGGCUCAUCCGGAACAUGUUCCAUUUGAAACCGUGGUCUGCAGGCGCUACUUGAUAAACGGCGAUCCACGGUUUUUGCUUCAUUACCUCCAAGAGGAUGAGGAUAACGCAUUUGAAGAGGAGCCAGCACCGGCCAACCCAAUUCAACCGGUGGUGCAACUCCUCCUAUAGCCAGCUCUGUCAUCAAGUGGAGGAUCUUCAUGAGAGGGAGCUUAUGUUGAAUAUGGAGUUUCUCAGGCUCAAACUACUCCAAGAAUCUGCUACGUUAUCCCGUUUCUAUAAUCUAACGGAGAUCAGUGUGAAGAAAAAUAUUAUCACCCAGCCUCGGCUCCUUAAGCCUACUAAACUCGGCCUAAGGUCUCACUCUUUAUAUGAUAUAAUAUAAACACAAAAUCUCACUCUUGUUCAAGGCUAUGAUAUAAACAUAAAAUCUCUUGUUCCAUAAUGUAAACACAAAAUCUCUUUAUACGAUAAGACAAUCAAAGUCUCACUCUUGUUCUAAACUAUGAUACAAGAAAAAUAGAAAGAGCUUUAUUGUUUA